AUGGCGUCGACCACAUCGAACCCGAGCAGGGCCAUCAUGAGAGCCUCCUCCAUCGAUUCGGCAAUUUCCUCGGCAUCGGUCCAGUCGGCCGCCAGUCACGCUCAUACGUCUUCUACUAGUAGUUCUAAUAACGCCCUUUCCCAGAUCACCGGCAGCUCACCAGCCGAUGUUCAGUCUUUGAUUCAAGCUGCUGGUUCGGCGGAGGAGGCAGUACGUUACUUGUUGAAGGAGAAACAGUCCAUGACGGCGCAGAACUCGCAGCUCUGGAGGCUCGUCGAUAAACAGCGCGCCAUGAUCCUGGGCCUCAAUAAAGAUCUCGAGCGUGCUCUGAAGGAGAAGGACCGGUAUCGUACGAAAUUAAAGGAGCACAUGGGCAUGAUCCCCCCACUGCCCACGGGCUCGAUACCCUCGCGAGGUUUAAGUGAGAGCCCCGCGCCCAGCUUGGACGAGCCGCACAGUAGAUCGGCGUCGAGGUCACCGACUCGUGGCGAGGGCAUCACGAGGAGUGAAUCCCUUGCGUCGACCAGCGAGAGGGGCCGGGGCGGAAUCAAAGCUUCCGGCCUCGAAAUCGCCAUCGAACCCCUCUCGCCUACCCGUGAACGCAUGAUCUCGUCCCCGAUCGAUUCCUCUGCUACAGCAAGGUUCGAGGGGCUUUCUCAAGGCUUCGAUCUAAGCGAUGAAGUGGUAUUCCGCGGGCCACGGGAAGUUACAUCGUCAGAUAUCCACCGGCUGCAUGAUGACCACGAACGGAAUGAGUCCCCCACCCAGCUCUCGCCCAAGAUGGUAUCGCCGUUAUCACGUCUACCACCCGACCAUCGGGAUCAACUGCACGAAAACGACCGUAGGUCACACGCGCGAACGGAACCUUACGAGAAGAAACUGGGCAUUACGACCGCUGUACCACCCGCCCCUGGAAUGGGGAAAACCCCAAUCCGAAAGGCACCGCCAGCUCCUCUCGAGUUCCAACGCUCCCAACUCCACAACCAGAUCCACCACGAUGACAUAGGCACAACCACCCAGGCAGCUUCCAAUAGUGACGAUAGCUGGCAAGCCACUCCGGACGACAAAGUGGGAGGAUUGCCCAUGCCCUUCAACAACAGAUUCGUAGGCAACGGUCCCCUUACUGCUCCACCCACGCGGUCCCCUCCCACUCAGUAUCUGCAGCACAUGCAUGUCCCUCUCACUCCAGGUCCGUCGAACAUGAACAUGUCCCACAGAUUAUCUCCCGAAGCCGAGACGGCUCGCAUCAAGGCAUCGUUCGUCAGGGCACCAUUGCCUAGCCCCGGUUUGCCCAGCUCUCCGAGACCAGUAGACAGGCCUCCGAAUUCGCCAAUGCCCCGUGGCUUCUCGAUGGACUCCGCUCUGGGACUUCCGGGAACGCCAAAGCCCGUGUUCCAGAGCCUGACCAUCCCAGCGACCCCUCGAUCCGCAAUGCCUUUGGCAUCUCCCAGGAUGCCUCCGUUCGUCACCGGGCAUGGAAGGGCCGCCUCCGACGGAAGCGUGCGACAGGAUUCGCCAAUCAUCGAGCUCGUCAUCAGGCCAUCCGAGAUCACCACCGUGGACUGCCGCGUCGUCUCCUCGAGGAUGAAGCCCUCAAGAGCUAGCAUGUUACCCGGAAAGCCGAGACCCUCGUCCGAAGACUCGGUAUUCACUUUGGGCCUGUUUUCACGAACCGAUGGGAAGGAGGUUCUGAGGGUCGAGAAGGACGUGGGGGCGCUGCCAGCCCUGGAUUCGAAGCUGAGGAAGUACAUCACCUACCACUCCAAGGUUCCGGAUCGGUCACUUUUCUCGGGAUACGCACCUGCCAGGGUGGAUGCACGGAGGGCGGCUCUGGACGAGUAUUUCGCUGGUAUUUUCGGUGCCGUCAUGAACGAACCUGCGGCGCGGGGACUCUGCGAAUUCUUUUCGACCGAUGUUGUGGAGCAUUAUCCGAACAGCAUACACGAGACCAUCAAGGAGAGCAUUCCCCCAAUCGCCGGCGACAAUGUCGGCCUGGGAAUCACUGCGGUCAAGGAAGGAUACCUGACGAAGCGUGGCAAAAACUUUGGCGGAUGGAAGGAGCGAUACUUUGUCCUCGACGGGCCGGUUUUGAGGUACUUUGAUACCCCAGGCGGUGCUCAGCUCGGUCAGAUCAAGUUGCAAGGCGCGCAGAUUGGACGGCAAAGUGCGUCUCAGAAGGCAAAGGACGACGCUAGUGGAGACGAGGAUAACCAAUACCGACAUGCCUUCCUGGUUCUCGAGCCGAAGAGAAAGGAUUCGGCGACCCUGGUGCGGCACGUGCUCUGUUCUGAGAACGACAAGGAAAGGGACGAAUGGGUCAAUGCACUGCUCGACCAUGUGAGCUCUGAGAAGGAGAAGGAGAAGGAGAAGGACGAGGAUGGCAAGCAGAAGCUUAAGCACUCCAAGAGUAAGGACAGCAAGGAGGCGAAGGACGGUAGUGAUGACGGAGACGGUAUCUCACUGCGGAGCAUGAGCUAUGACGAGGCAAGUCAAGGACCUGCUCCUGCGCGAGGCCCGACUCCAGAAGAGCUGAGCAGACAGCAGGUCUCGCCCUCGCCGAACUCGAUGCUCUCGCAGUCGGGGCCGUUCUCGUCCAGCGCACCCGUGCCUGAACGGGGCCAUCCGGUCAAACAGAUCUCGGCACCAACCAACGGGUCCGUCAUCUCCGAUCCUGCGGCAUGGGGCGCCGGUAAGUCAGCGGAAGACAAGAAGGCGGAGAAGGCGGCCAAGAAGAGGAGUAUAUGGGGGUUCAAGCAGCGGAUCUCAUCGAAUUCCGAAGACCAAGGGAAACAACCGGCCGGCCAUCAACAAGCGGUGGAGAGGUUCCCGCUGUCGCGAUCGGUGUUUGGUGCGACGCUCGAGGAGGCCGUGUACUUGACGAAGCCGCCCGGUGUCGAAGUGGCACUUCCUUCGGUCGUGUACCGGUGUAUCGAGUAUCUCGACGCGAAGAAUGCUUCGGACGAGGAAGGUAUCUUCAGGUUGUCGGGUAGCAAUGUGGUAAUUAAGGGAUUGAGGGAGAAGUUUAAUACUGAGGCCGAUGUCAACCUGCUUGGCCAUGAUGAGUAUUACGACGUGCAUGCGAUUUCUGGCUUGCUCAAGUUGUACCUCCGCGAACUGCCGAACAAUAUCCUGACCUCCGACCGACGGGACGACUUCGUCAAGGUCACCGAGAUGGAGGACAAGAACCAGAAGAUCACUGCUCUCAACAACCUCGUGCAUAGCCUCCCGCCGGAGAACUUUGCACUGCUUAAGGCGCUCUCGGGCCAUCUCUUGAGGAUCGUCGAUAACUCGGACGUCAACAAGAUGACCAUCCGAAACGUCGGCAUCGUCUUCUCUCCAACCUUGAACAUCCCGGCUCAAGUCUUCUCCAUGUUCUUGCACGAGUACCGCUACAUCUUCUUCCUGGACGGCGAAGCACCGCCCGCACCACCGCCGCCGACGCUCCCAACCCUGGAAUAUCCAUCGACUCCCGGCUUCGGCCCCGGCCCGCUCUCCCCUCGCCAGCAAACAUUCCAGUCCACUGACCGACCAGCCCUAUCGUCCCAACGGAUGAUGGAACCGCCGCGAACCCCCAUGCUCCCCUCCCACCCAAUGACCAUCCGACCGCCCGGCUCGCUGCCCCCACCGCAGAUAGUCUCGUACGAGCCAAACUACGAUACGCAACCGCAGAUCACAUCGCCCACGCAAAUCAGUGCGCCACGAUUCGAUGUCAUGCCACCACAAGAUGCUGGUAGCAGCAGUGGCAACGGCGGACUAUCGGUACCGGACAACGGGAAGGGAUCCAAAUCAAGGAGGCGAGAGAGUAGUAUGAUGUUUAUGAUGGGUGGAUUGAAGAAGAAUUCGUUUACGCCGACUAAGAGUAAUAAUGUAGCGAUGGUGGAAGAGGAUCUGUACGGUUAG
This is a messenger RNA of Tricharina praecox, 3900 nucleotides long. RefSeq lists its product as uncharacterized. Lineage: Eukaryota; Fungi; Ascomycota; Pezizomycetes; Pezizales; Pyronemataceae. The record is from RefSeq and is a predicted model, not a curated record. Gene Ontology annotation, cellular component: cytoplasm. The transcript is spliced from 3 exons. Gene Ontology annotation, biological process: regulation of GTPase activity; signal transduction. The coding region runs from base 1 to 3900 and encodes 1299 amino acids.